AUGUCGGCCACUUUAUUCUGUCUUGUCAAAGGAAACACGACCGCGAAUGCUUUCGAAGUUGAUAUUGAGAAGGGCAAGUCUAUUAGCAAACUCAAGGAGACUAUCAAAGCGAAAAACAGGCAGGCUUUUGCUAAUGUCGACGCCAAAGAUCUCAAGUUAUGGAAGGUCGAAAUCCCUGACGAUCGCGAUUCCGAGUUAGCAAACCCCGCAUUAGAUGUCGAACUUCUGGCAACUCGAGAC
Messenger RNA from Dentiscutata heterogama, 240 nucleotides. Lineage: Eukaryota; Fungi; Glomeromycota; Glomeromycetes; Diversisporales; Gigasporaceae. The record is from the annotation of a GenBank genome assembly.